This is a messenger RNA of Trichobilharzia szidati, 3748 nucleotides long. The record is from the annotation of a GenBank genome assembly. NCBI's taxonomy places the organism in Eukaryota, Metazoa, Platyhelminthes, Trematoda, Strigeidida, Schistosomatidae.
GUGGCGCUCAAAAUGCCAUGUGCGCUACAAUGGCCUUGAAUCGCUUCAGAUAUCCUCAUUUUACGAGGACGCUAACAGACUUUGCGUUUUCAAAAUACCGUUCUAGAAAUGAAGGCAGCGCAAGGUGCUUGCACGCUUGUUCCUCGCCUACAAUGUCUCUCAUACCCAUAGUACUAGACAAAACCACACAUGGCGAGCGAGCUUUCGACAUAUACUCACGAUUAUUAAAAGACCGUAUCAUUUGUCUUAUGGGGCCAAUCAAUGAUGAGAUAGCUGGCCUAGUUGUCGCACAGCUUUUAUAUCUUCAGUCUGAAGACAAGAAAGUCCCUAUUCAUAUCUACAUUAACAGUCCAGGAGGAGUUGUUACUGCUGGCCUGGCGAUAUACGAUACUAUGCAGUUUAUAAAGCCUCCAGUUGCAACUUGGUGUGUAGGUCAGGCUAGCAGUAUGGGUUCUUUGUUGCUAGCUGCUGGUGCUCCGGGUUUACGGUUCGCUCUCCCUCAUUCACGAAUAAUGGUACAUCAACCAUCCGGUUCUGCCCAUGGCCAGGCUUCUGAUAUCAAAAUCCAAGCUGAAGAGAUUUUAAAGAUGCGUAAGAUUCUUAAUGCUAUCUACGGGCGGCAUACAAAGCAAUCACAAGAGGUAUGUUGGAGAUAAUAGAUGCAAGCGUGCAACUUCUAAAAGAUCAGGUGAUCGAGAAGUGGAUGGAUCGUGAUUAUUUUAUGACAGCAGACGAAGCCGUUUCUUGUGGAAUUGUUGAUACAGUCUUACAUGAAGCUCCUGCGGAUCAUUCAAAAGAACUUGAACAUUCUAAGUCACUGGGCUAAUUCUUGAAGCAGUAAAUUCAAGCGGAAUGUGAACAUGAAUUUUAUCACAACUAUUAUUUUGUAUAUAUCGCACUCCACACAAUGUAAACAGAGUAUUUCUCAGGGAAACAGUAUUCCAGAAAUAUAUACCUCUGUUCUAUAUGUAGUCGUGUUCUGUUUCUCUUGCAUGUGACUUGAUUUUUGUGUAAGAUCAUGCAUCAUUUAUCAAUUUUUUUAUGCAUCUUUGUGUGACUCCGUGACUGUUGGUUGAUUUUUUGUUUGCCAUAGUUUAUCGCUCAUUUGUAAUAAUAUAAUUAUCAGUGCUCCACAGUAGAAUAAUCCAACUAGUAUUUUUUUGGAGUGUACAUAUUUUUUUUAAAAACUUAAUCAUUAGUUAGUUAAUUAACAAUUACUGAUACCCAUCGAUGAGUAGUUAAAUGUGUGUGACCCGUUUCUGUUAGCAAUAUAUGUUGGCUUUCUCACAUUCUGCAAAAUUAUUUACCAACUUUGAGUGUUAAUAAAUCAGUUUAGUACCUGUCCAAAAUGUUAGUAAUAGUUGAUUGACGUGUGGACAUGAGUACAGCUAUUUCCUGUAUUACUGCUAUUUGUACUGUGAAUGUACAUUUCUCUCCUGUUACUCAGGUUUACAUAGAUGCUAAGUUUUUCUGUCAUUCAUGUAGUUAAACCUAUUUUUUCCAACUGUAAGUUUUAUUUGGCGUGGUAUUUGCACUUUGGUGGCUCAAGGUGAGCAUUCAGUAAGUGUAUGUAUGCAUGCCAUACAUGAAGCAUAUUUAUUCUCAUUAUUAGUAGUUCGGUGCUUAUAGUAUUACUGUAUAUAGCAUCGUUAGUAUCUCGUCUUAUCUGCCCUGGACUAAAAGUUUUCAAAGAGCGGUGUGACUUUUUAAGCAUAGACAUGAUUUGUAUCUUUGAAUGUUAAUUUAGCCUUUAGUUGAGUAAAGCUGAUGUAAUAAAUGGUUUAAUCCUUUGGACCAACCAGUAUUGGCUAAAGAGGUAUGUUGAAAUAAAAGCCAUGAGAUUCAGAUCGUUGGGCCAUGCGAAGUCGGUUACUUAAGAAGUAUAGGCUAAAACCACGAGUUAGUCUCACAUGGAUCAAAGAAGUCGGAUAGGUGUUUGGGGCUGCUUGUUGGUGAAAUUUUAGCACACAAGUGGUCUGGCAUCAUUCAACAUCUACAACUAACUUUUCACAAUACAUUACAGCCAUAUGUAUAUGUAUAGCCGUCAAAUAUGUCAUACUUUGCAGAUGUUAAGAGGAAAAUUACCAGGCAACAUUUUUGGAUGCAAGUAUUUUUUUGUGGCAAAAUCACAAUUAGAAAUUCUGGAGUUAGUCUGACUACUAGGUAGAAAUAUCAAGUUGGUAAGGUUAUAAACAUGCCCCAACUUAGUUGGAUUAUCUGGGGUAGAGUUGCGUUAGGAGAAAGUUAAAUGUCAAUACAAAGGCAUGGUGUCCUUUUAUGAAAUUUCCAGCGGUUGGUUCGAGGUAUGAAGGUAGGUGCUCUACUAAGAUUCGUUUCAUCUUAUUUUGCAGCAAAACAAAGUAUGUGGACUAGUGGUUUUCUACUUUUGAAGUGUAGUGGUAUUAACUGGCCAUAUUCAGCUUUCAGCCAUUUGGGAGUUCUCUUCAUUUAAUGAAGUAUUGCUACAUCAUUUGGGUAAAGGAUAGAGGGUUAAAUGGCUUUACUUGUUGACUGCCACGUAUUUCGGAAGUUGCAUCAAACUUAAUCGACUAGUUAACGAAGUAUCAGCAUGGAUACGGAUUCGUCUGAAAUUUACCAAAUUUCAUCGUCUGUGAUACCGGCAAGAUACCCUAGUGUAGUGCAUAGUGAUCCUCUGUUCAAAGUUUACAGUUGUGAAACAUGGACAAUGAGGAAAGAAGGCAUGAAAAAACAGACGAAUGACUUUAGGCACCUUCGUUCAAUUGUUCAUUUUAAGUUAAAUAGCAUGUUAAGUAAUGUCAUCAAAUGUAAAGUGCUAGUUAGGGAUGUUAAGUCAGUUUCUUAUGUACUGAGGUGGUUGAGAAAUGCCUUAUACAUCCUUAGUCACUAACCUCGUUGAAGAAUGUUGGCAGCAGUCGAUGAAGUCAUUGACUGUUGGAUUAAGACUCAUAGGCAGGUGUAGAGUGCCUUGCUAGGGGUCUCGGGAUCCUAAGAAUUAGUUUUUAGAGAGUUGGUAGUAUGGCUCUCACUUGCUAUCAGCGACGCAGAUAUAGUCAUUCUUCCUCAUCUCCCAAGCUAUAAAUAUCUCCACUGGUCGUUACUUAACUAUCCUUUCCGUUGCACCCAUAUUUAUACAUGGUAAUAUCACCAUGCUUGUGUUCUGUCUUUUACGUGUGCCUUUUCGAAAUAUGGCAAUUGGAACUGAUGGCCUUAUGUGCAAAGUUGUUUGCUGACUUUGUAAUAACUCUGUCUUUCUGUAAAAUGAAGCAUAUAAUUUUCAUCGCCAAAAUGAGUUUCACUACUAUUUUCAGCCUUGUGACGUCGCUAUAAUGAUGAUGCCUAUUCUCUUUUGCGGUCUGUUGCUACUCAUAGUUUUCAGCAAAACGUAGUGACUGUUUUUCUCUCGUAUUUUUGGCUAAUUUGAAUGAUUUUUUGAAUAAGUCAAUUCAGAUAAUUCAUCUAAAAUGUACUACAUUUCGCCUGACUUAAGUUGCGAGUUACUGACCAUUUCCAUUUAUCUUGCCACAGUAGACUAAACAAUUUACAGUUACAGUUGAUUCAUUUAGCACAUUUGUGCAUACUUUUGAAACUCGAUCACUCUGCUGGCAUAAACUGAAUUUCCAGUUGUUUGUGAUUGGCAUCCCAGUUCUAGUAAAUCAGCUGUGGAAACAAGUAAAACUAAUGAGUAGUUUGCAACUUUGUUUAUAGACUGGUCCUUUCGGAAUAGGAUCGACAUUGUUUAAAUUAUAAUAGAAAGAUUUUUAGCCGG